Messenger RNA from Zasmidium cellare ATCC 36951, 591 nucleotides. RefSeq lists its product as uncharacterized. NCBI's taxonomy places the organism in Eukaryota, Fungi, Ascomycota, Dothideomycetes, Mycosphaerellales, Mycosphaerellaceae. The record is from RefSeq and is a predicted model, not a curated record. The coding region runs from base 1 to 591 and encodes 196 amino acids. The transcript is spliced from 2 exons.
AUGCGAGGCUCAUGCACCUGGCAAUAUCCUGGGCUAUAUGUGCUCGGCCAGCAUGCCGGACGAGAAGUAUCUGCAAACUCGUGUGGGGAUCAUAUCAACGCAUACUACGGUAAAGACGCCGUUGCACGACAAAGACGGUUCCUGGAUCAUUUCCUGAGAGACGACAUUGCAGCCGGACUUGGUGGGUUGAAGGAUCUGCCCAAGAUCGAUCUGACCAUCAGAAGAGAGGCAGCUUUGUAUUGGCGAGCUGAGAAGGACUUCCCUCCAUUAGAGACACAGUACAGAGAGUACUUCCUCAACGCUGAUGGUGGCCUAGGAGAUGGUCAGCUGGACGCUACGAGCACAGGCGUUGUCGCUCACGCCUGUGGGCCCCCCAGCAAGGGGUAUGAUAUCAAAGUGCCCAUCCAACCCACCAGCAUGAUCUUUGAGAAGGGCCACAAGAUUCAGAUCGAGAUUGGGGCGAGAGAUAGUGAUACUCUGCUUGGGGUCAUGAGGCAAGAGGGCGGCGAUCGGACCGACGAGAAGUUCGCUGGGGUUAAUACAAUCUUCCACGGGAGCAAGCUUGUCCUGCCGUUCGUGCUUCGGACAUAG